Molecule: messenger RNA, 2596 nt
Organism: Poeciliopsis prolifica (blackstripe livebearer)
Lineage: Eukaryota; Metazoa; Chordata; Actinopteri; Cyprinodontiformes; Poeciliidae
Gene: bco2a
Product: beta-carotene oxygenase 2a
Exons: 12
Coding region: 70-1719 (549 amino acids)
Biological process (GO): carotene catabolic process; retinal metabolic process
Cellular component (GO): mitochondrion
Molecular function (GO): beta-carotene 15,15'-dioxygenase activity; carotenoid dioxygenase activity
Source: RefSeq, a predicted model, not a curated record
UAUAAAUGUUUCAUAAUCGGACAGAUCUCAGAUAAAGCAGAGAGGAUCUGCCACCAUCCAUCCAUCCUGAUGGCUCCUGUUGAGGUGGAGAAUCCAGAUGAGGUCAAACCUACUGCCAAGACCAAAGUAAUUACAGGACUAGAGAGCAUUGCUCCUCUCAUCAGCACAGUAGAGGAAACCCCUGAACCAAUCUCCACCACAGUCGAAGGCUCUAUCCCAUCCUGGAUCAAUGGUAAUUUCCUCCGCAAUGGACCAGGGAAGUUUGAGUUUGGAAAUACGCACUACAACCACUGGUUUGAUGGGAUGGCCAUGCUUCACCAGUUUAAGAUCCAGAACAGCCAGGUGACGUAUAAGAGUCGCUUCCUACAGAGCGACACCUACAAGAAGAACAGCGAGCGGGACCGCAUCAUGAUGUCAGAGUUCGGUACUCUAGCGAUGCCUGAUCCGUGUAAAAACUUCUUCCAGAGAUUUCUCUCUCGCUUUGAGAUGAUCGAACCUACCGACAAUGCAAGUGUGAGCUUUGUGAAAUACAAGGGUGACUACUAUGUCAGCACAGAGACAAAUUUCAUGCACAAAGUGAACCCGGAAAACCUGGAAACGUUGGAAAAGGUUGAUUGGAGCAAAUUCAUUGCUGUGAAUGGAGCUACUGCUCAUCCCCACUACGACCCAGACGGCACCGCCUACAAUAUGGGCAACUCUUAUAGAAGCAAAGGAGCACUGUACAACAUCAUCAAAGUCGCCCCUGAGAAAACAGAAAGUAAAGACACCCUGCAGGGAGCCAAAGUCCUUUGUUCAAUUGCUCCAGCGAACAAGUCCCAUCCCUCCUACUACCACAGCUUUGCCAUGUCUGAGAACUAUGUGGUUUUCAUCGAGCAGCCAAUUAAGAUGGACCUCCUGAAGAUAGUCACCUGCAAGAUCCGAGGAAAGGCUUUGAAUCAGGGAAUAUACUGGGACCCAAAGCUGGAAACUGUUUUCCAUCUCAUUGACAAGCGUUCAGGAGAGGUCAUUCCCAUGAAGUAUCACACGAAAGCCAUGUCCACCUUCCAUCAGAUCAAUGCCUUCGAGGAGGACGGCUUCCUGAUGAUGGAUAUGUGCUGCUCAGAUGGCGGCCAGGCCAUCAGCAACUAUCUCAUCCAGAACCUACGCAAAUCUGGAGAGGCACUAGAUGAACUGUAUAACACCACUGACAGGACUUUCCCUCGGCGGUUUGUUCUGCCCCUAAAUGUGACCAGUGACACCCCAACAAACCAGAACUUGAAUACUCGGCCUUCCAGCAACGCAACAUGCGUCAAAGUCAGUGCCGACAAGGUUUUCUGCCAACACGAGGAUCUCCAUGGAGAUGACCUGUAUGAGUACGGUGGCCUGGAGUUCCCACAAAUCAACUACAGCCGGUUUAACACCCGACCCUAUCGUUACUUCUACGGCUGUGGCUUCAGACACAUGGUGGGAGACUCCCUGCUCAAGAUGGACUUGAGGGACAAGACACUUAAGGUCUGGCACCAGAAGGGUUUCUACCCAUCAGAGCCGGUGUUUGUGCCGUCGCCUGAUGCUUCGGAUGAGGACGCUGGAGUCAUUCUGUCGGUGGUUCUCACACCUUCACAGGAUAAAGGAACAUUUCUCCUGGUUUUGGAUGCAAAAACGUUUGAGGAGUUGGGAAGAGCUAACGUACCUGUUAACAUGGCUUAUGGCUUCCAUGGUGCCUUCUCCGCCUCUCCAUAAACCAUCGCCUUCUACAUUAACAGGAUUAAAGUUACUGCAUAUAAAUGGUACAAAUCAAGCAGUAAGCAAAAAUAAACAGUAUUCCUUAGGCUUGCUUUCUUAGCUACACCUUCUAGCACUUGUGUUUGUCUUCAGAGUUGUUUUAAUUCUUCAGCAAAGGUUUUUUGUCAUGAUGCAAAUCUUGUUGAAUGCAGCAGCUCAACUCAAGACUCCUCUGAUCUGAUCUGAUAUUUUAUCAUUUUAAUGAACAGUUAUAAAUUGUAGCCAGAGUUUCUUGUUCUUAGCUGACAGCAGUGGCAAUCAUUGUGGUUUGCAGCCUUUUCCCUCGAAGGUACGAUAUGUUGUGCAUUCAUAGAUGCUACUCAGUAUCUGAAACUUUCAGACAAAUUGUCUGCAAUUAACAUUAUUCCAUCUUCAAAUUCACUUCCCUUAUUCUCCCAUUCUGAACUGCAGGAAGUCGUUUUCACCACGAACAAAUGUUUACAAGCACCAACUUGGUGCCAUGUUUUGGCUGAUUUGCCUUUUUUUCCUCAAGCAAUUGAAAAAAUUGUGCCUAAAAAGAGGCCUGAGCGCGUACGAAUGUUUAAGCUGUUCACUUUUUAUACUGACUAAGUGCUGCUAACAUAUUGUCUGCUUUUUUGAAAUUUUGCCUGUAAUCCUAUUAACUGAAACAUGAUAUUCUUAUCUUCUUUCCUUUUUACACCUUAGCUCAAAACUGACAAGUUGUUCCUGAGGACAGUGGUAUUAAAUAAGCUGCCAGAGUCAAUUGCCUUUGUACAUUUUUUUUUUUACUGUUUUUGUACUUAAAUAUUUGUAUUCACGUCUACAUUUUCUAUCAAGGAAGUUAUAAUUAAAUUUUAAAUGUGCUAACUUCUAA